AUGAAAAAGGGCGGCGCAAAAUGGAAGCGCAACAGCACCACCAUGCAACACGCAUGGAAGCGUCUUGAGGCAGAGUACCGUGACACUCUCCGCCACAACGGUACGUCAGGGAAGGCGGCCAAACGGCAGAAACCCUGGUUCGAGUAUGUUUACCUCAUUAAGAAGCUCCCUGCCAACGUUAAACCGCAUGUGCUGGAUGGUGGCGGAGCAGGGGAGACCCACGCUGAUCCAGGAGCACCAAUACGCGACGACGCCGAGAUGGGCGAGGGUGGAAUGGUGACGCCCAGGGCCACUCUCCCUGAUCGUCAAGUCCGUCGGCCCGGCGGCCUUGAAGUCAACGAGACCGCCACCAUGGCGGCAGCGAAAGUCAUCGCCGACACAAUCACAACAUGCAAUGCUCAGGCGUUGCGGCAGCUUAGCGACACGGUGCAACUCCUCGUGACAUCCAUCCACGUCGCUGCCACGCUGGGGAGGGCUCCGCCUCCACAACCCCAGCCCGUGCCGCCGCCGCCGCCCGCCAAUGCGCACGCCCUCACAGUCACGGAUGGCAACGAAGACUCGCCCGCCUUAGACGGAGAGGCAGGCGACGUUCCCCACGAUGUGGACGAUGAGGCGCGCGAUGACAGGACGUCCGACUAG
Molecule: messenger RNA, 639 nt
Organism: Closterium sp. NIES-65
Lineage: Eukaryota; Viridiplantae; Streptophyta; Zygnematophyceae; Desmidiales; Closteriaceae
Source: the annotation of a GenBank genome assembly